Molecule: messenger RNA, 786 nt
Organism: Trichomycterus rosablanca
Lineage: Eukaryota; Metazoa; Chordata; Actinopteri; Siluriformes; Trichomycteridae
Gene: kitlgb
Product: kit ligand b
Exons: 8
Coding region: 1-786 (261 amino acids)
Biological process (GO): cell adhesion; positive regulation of cell population proliferation
Cellular component (GO): plasma membrane
Molecular function (GO): stem cell factor receptor binding; cytokine activity
Source: RefSeq, a predicted model, not a curated record
AUGGUCCACAUGAAGGAGUCGAAGAUCGGGGGUUGCGCAUGUGUGUUAGUAUUGCUGUUUUCUGGGCUGGUAGCCUGUUCUGGUGCGUUUGGGAACCCUCUGACUGACGAUGUGGCCACGUUGGACACACUGAGAGAAAAUAUUCCAAAGGAUUACAGAAUUCGUAUUCGUUACAUUCCCAAAGACGUGGGAGGACUGUGCUGGCUUCACCUGAACCUAUAUCCAGCAGAGAGCAGUUUAAAGAGCUUAGCCCUCAAGUUUGGCAACCUCUCCACCAAUAGAGAAAAUAUCACUAUGUUUAUUACCAUGCUGCAAGGGCUUCGUUUCCCCAUUGACAAUGAAGAACUGGAGGUAACAAUGCAGGCCUUUAAAUGCCAUUACCGAAGUGCGAGAUGGUCCACCAAGCAUUAUUUUGAUCAUGUCAAGGAGGUUCUUCAAAUGUUUGCCUCAACACCACAUCAGUUUAACUGUACGCCUCCCCCUUGUCGUACCUCUACUGCACCGCCCAUUACACCAGGUCGACAUGUGAUUGACAGAGCAGUUACCAGCACACUAGCACUGCUCGCUAUUCCUUUCAUUGCAGCACUGGCACUCUUUAUCAGAACAGCACUCCGACGAAACAGGCUUGAAACUGCAUCCAGUUUAUCAAGUGCUGAUGGCACAGAGACACACAGUGACCCUCAAGUCAGCAGACAAGCUUCACACAAUGACCCUGAAUUAUGUUCCCUAAAUGAACAAAACAGGGUGCAGCACGAUACCAUUCAGGUUGGAGACACAGCAGUUUAA